Messenger RNA from Malus domestica (apple), 1215 nucleotides. RefSeq names its product GCN5-related N-acetyltransferase 4, chloroplastic. Gene Ontology annotation, biological process: N-terminal protein amino acid acetylation. Gene Ontology annotation, cellular component: chloroplast. The record is from RefSeq and is a predicted model, not a curated record. Gene Ontology annotation, molecular function: N-acetyltransferase activity. Lineage: Eukaryota; Viridiplantae; Streptophyta; Magnoliopsida; Rosales; Rosaceae.
CCAAACACAGUGGCUUCCCUCAUCAGAUGUCAUAUAGCUGAAACAAACCCCAAAAAAAGAAAGAACCUGAAUCUGACAUAGAGAGAGAGGAGGAGGAGAGAGAGACAGGGUCCAAGAAAUGCGGACGAUACCGUUGGGAAUAUCAGCAGCAUCCCCAACCUCCUUAAACAGCUCCUUCCUCAACACUCUCAACCUCAACAGACCAAACCCUCUUGUUCCUCUUAGUAAUUCCACUUCUUCCAGGGUUCCUGUUCCUGCCUCCACCUCCACUGAUGACUUUUCUCUCCUUCACUUCUCCAAAUCUGGAGUUUGCAGAGCCAGUCAAGUGGCUGAUUUAUUUCCCACGGUGUCUCCCGAGAUUGUGGUCCGGGAGGCACGGUUGGAGGAUUGUUGGGAGGUGGCUGAGACUCACUGCAGCUCUUUCUUCCCCGAGUAUUCUUUUCCCUUGGACUUUGUUUUGAGGAUUGACCGGCUGGUGGGGAUGCUGGCCGGAUUUUCUCUGCCGAAUGGUUGUAAGAGAACUUGUCUGGUUGCUGUGAUUGGUAAUGCUGGUUAUGAAACGUUCCUCUUUGGGAGUGAUGAUUUCAAGGUUGGCGGUUUUGAUGGGAAGUUCAAUCUCAAUAGGAGGUAUGUGGCUGGAAUAUUGACUGUAGAUACUGUUGCUGAUUUUCUUCCGAGAAAAGGACCUCUUCGUCAGAGAAGGACUGGAGUUGCGUACGUAUCAAACGUUGCUGUCCGGGAGACAUUUCGACGAAGAGGAAUAGCUAAAAGGCUAAUAGCAAAGGCAGAAGCCCAAGCCAGGAGCUGGGAUUGCCGUGCCAUUGCACUGCACUGCGACUUGAACAAUCCCGGGGCCAUAAAGCUGUACAAAGGCCAGGGUUUUAAAAGCAUCAAGGUGCCGGAAGGAGCGAACUGGCCCCAGCCCAAGACCGGUCCGGACGUUCGCUUCAACUUCAUGAUGAAGCUUCUGAACCCCAAAACUGCUGGCUUAAGAAACGAAUAAGACGGACAAAAGAACAGACAAUUGGAAGGACAAAAGAACAGGAACAAAAACUAGGAUGUUUGAGAAUAGGUUGUAUAAAAUUAUGUAACCUUAAGAUGAAUCUGUGCUAGCAACCUGUAUUUUUCGUUGGAUAAAACGCUAAUUUUGUAAAUAUUUGGGGGGAGGUCUGGUUGGAGCAUCUUCAUAUCUUGUGAAGAUAUACUUCUGCUCAA